UGGAGGCGCGGCAAAUUCGCUGACCGGAGUGCGCCUCUCUGGAAGUUGGGGUUGAGUCGAGAGCGCACAGAGACAGACUGGGGACCAGUGCUCGGAAGGGAAGCGCAGUGGGUGCGUUCGAAGUGCCGCUACACUCUGACCAGUUGUCAGGGAGCGACCUCGGAUUGUUUUUUUGAAAGUCUUUAAGGAUCUUGCAGGGGAGCGAAACAACUUCUGGGGAGAAACGUAAACGGGAAGUGAGAAGAGCGUUGACGAUGGAUAAACAUAAAGUGCUGGAGAGGCUGCUGGAGGAGCUGCAGCGGUUUCUGAAGCUGCUGGAUGCGGAGAAGCUGAGUGGGAACGCCACCGUGCACAAGAGCCUGCUCACAGACCUGCUGCACUCCUACACAUCCAAUGGUGGAGAUGAAGAGUACAUCUACAUGAACAAAGUCGUCGUGGGCAACAGCCAGACGCCAACAGACCGAGAACACAGAUCAGAGCCAGAGUCCAAUGGCAAGUACACCCCAGGACCCCACAAGAGCCUGCCCGAGCUCCCUCCGCCCAGAUCUUGUGUGAUGUCCAGAGAGCCCUUCCCCUUGCCGUGUGUGCCCACUGAGUCUCCAGAGGGCUACUAUGAGGAGGCCCAGCCGUACGACACCACCAUCAACGAUUUUGGUUGUUUUGCACUCAUCUCUGGAGCCCGGACGUGUGUCGAGGCCUCAGACAAUGUGGUCUAUGCCGUGAUCACGCGUGAUGACGGCGAGGCGGUGAGCAGCUCGUACGAGUCCUACGACGAGGACGAGGUGUCCAAGGUGAAGUCAGCGGCACAGCACCAGUGGCCCUCCACCGAGGCCUCCAUCGAGCUGAUGAAGGACGCCCGCAUCUGCGCCUUCCUCUGGCGGAAGAAGUGGCUCGGACAGUGGGCCAAACAGCUGUGCGUCAUCAGAGAUACCAGACUGCUGUGCUACAAGAGCUCUAAAGACCAGACUCCACUACUGGACGUCAGUCUGGUGGGCUGCAGCGUGAUCUACAAGGAGAAGCAGCCCAAGAGGAGGGAGCACAAGCUGAAGAUCGUGCCCCUGGGCGGAGAGGCCAUCGUCCUGGGACUGCAGAGCAAGGAACAGACAGAGCAGUGGCUCAAGGUGAUUCAGGAGAUCAGUCCCAAAUCCACAGAGGGAGCAGAUGUGUCGGACUCCCCUCGCCUCAUCUGCACAAAGGCCGAGCUGGGUGAGAGGCAUUCUGUGGCGUCUGAGAGUGGCAGCAGCACAGACAGCCAUGUAGAGCCCCUGGAGGCCAAAGAUGUCAAGAAGAAGUAUGGAGGAGGGCUGAAGUUCAGCAAUCUCAUGAACAUUGGGAAGAAGAAGAUCCCCAACUUCGACAGCCCAGAGAAGUGUGUGGACACCUCAGGUUACCUUAACGUGCUGGUGAACAACCAGUGGCGUGCCCGCUGGUGCCUGAUCAAGAACGGCCAGCUGUGGUUCUACCAGGACAAGAGCAAGGGCAAGGUGGCCCGCCAGCCCGUACCGCUGGAGGGAUGCCUGGUGCUGCCCGACCCCAGCCCAGAACACCUCUACUCCUUCAGGAUACAGAUGGACGGGGAACAGCUCGCACAACUGGAGGCCAAGUCGUCGGCGGAGAUGGGCCACUGGCUGGGCCUACUGCUGUCCCAGACCGGCACCAAGACCGACCCGGAGGAGCUGGCCUACGACUACGUCAACUCGGAGAGGAUAUCCAGCAUCGUCAAUGCCGCCAAGACCUCCAUGUAUCUGAUGCAGCGGAGGUACUCUGAACCCAACACCUACACAGACAGCCCGCCGUCAGACGUCCCAGGAUCGGACGACAUCUAUGAUGACGUGGCAUCUACCGAAAACGAGAUGGAGGACGGCCAGGAGAACGGUGGCGGAGAUGUUCUAACGGUGGAACAGGACUCCAAGGACCAGCUGUACUUGGACCUGGUACCAGUUCGCUCCUUCCUGCACACCUCCACCAAUCCCACAUCUCCUCAGCCAUCAGCAUUGGCGCCGGGUCAGGGUCAGGGUCAGGGCCAGAACCAGGCCGCACCCCAGCCGCCGCCACGCGACCCCAGCCCCCAACCCCAGGCUGCCGCCGAGCAGACACAGGACGAUGCAUACCAGGACGUUCUACCCAACGAGCAGCGGUACGAGACCCGGUUGCCCUCCAGCACCCCACCACCACCACAGAGGCCCCCGGACCCUGAGCCCCCCUCUUACACCAGCCCCCGUCUGCAGCCACAGCCCCAGCCACAGGUCCAAGCCCAGCCUCAGACACAGACCCAGUCUCAAAACCAGAACCAGUCCCCGGCCCAUCCCAAAGCCCAGCCUUCCAGCUUCCUCAGCCAAGAAGUAGCUAAGAAAACAGGUGGCAGUGUAACCAGCCAGGAGGCAGCUAAGAAAACCAGCAUCAGUGUCACCAGCCAGGAGGCAGCUAAGAAAACCAGCACCAGUGUCACCAGCCAGGAGGUAGCUAAGAAAACCAGCUCCGUCAACAGCAACAGCACGACCUGCAGUUCCAGCAGCAGCAGUUGCAACAGCAGCAGCAGUAGCAGUUCCACCUGCACCUCCACUACGUCCUCCACCUCCUUCCUCAGCACAGCGACCAUCCACACCUACCCUGCAGCCCAGACCCCCCAGAGCCCUCAGCCUCCACGGGGGAGAGCGGCCAGCGCGGACAAGGCCCGUGUUUUGGCAUCAGUGUGCUCGGGGUCGGUCGAGGGCAAGCUGGGGAAGAACCGCACGGAGGCGGACGUGCGACGCUACACAGACGAGCGCGACCGCCUGGAGAAGGACAGAGAGCAGGUGAAGAGCAGCCUGGCCACCUACAGGAAGGAGAGACGAGACGCCAAGGAGGAGCUCAGCACCUGCCAAGACCCGGCGAAGCAGGCGGUGCUGGAGGCGUGUUUGAAGCUGAAAGAUGAGGCGUGUCGGGAGGCGGAGCGUCGGAGGGUGGAGGUGGAGCUUCGACUGGUGGAGGUGAAGGAGAGCUUGAGGAAGGUGGAGGCCGGACCCUUCACACUCGGCACCACCGUGGACAGUAGCUUAAUGGAGAAUAUUGUGUCUAAGGUCUCAUCCUCGACUCCUCCAGUGCCUGCUGCGGCCUCCAUCGCCCCCGUCAGUAAUGGAGAGGCAUCCCCAGUGAACUCUGCCACUGCGCUGAAGAACAGGCCCCUGUCGAUCAUGCAAAGCAAAGGAAACGUGCUUGCAAAGGCAAAGGAGUGGGAGAAGAAGAGGCCAUCCUAGUGGGAGGACAGGACAUGAAUCAAUCCACUGUCGGGCAACCCUGUUCCAUACCAAUGACAUUGCUGAUUUCCCACAGGCCUCUCUGUUGGUCUGGAUGAGGCCACUUUUAUUUCCCCUGGCAAUGACCUGUGGUGGGAAUCACUGCCCCCCCCCCCCCCCCCCCCCUUUUUCUUUCCUCCACUUCCUGUGUCUGACUCUGCAAGCCAAUUUUGCCCUCCCCCUCCUUCAACGCCUUGCUUGUCCAAUCAAAGACACUGACAGUACUGAGUGACAGCAGGGGCCUCCAAUGACAAGGCCUUCCACUCUUUGUCUCCCAAGAUGACAAUGAAUAAUGCCACUGGACAAUGUUAUAAUAAAAUAAAAAAAAACAACCGG
Messenger RNA from Engraulis encrasicolus (European anchovy), 3611 nucleotides. RefSeq names its product actin filament associated protein 1-like 2 (gene afap1l2). Gene Ontology annotation, biological process: regulation of mitotic cell cycle; positive regulation of DNA-templated transcription; positive regulation of epidermal growth factor receptor signaling pathway. Gene Ontology annotation, molecular function: SH3 domain binding; SH2 domain binding. The coding region runs from base 255 to 3236 and encodes 993 amino acids. The transcript is spliced from 20 exons. The record is from RefSeq and is a predicted model, not a curated record. Lineage: Eukaryota; Metazoa; Chordata; Actinopteri; Clupeiformes; Engraulidae. Gene Ontology annotation, cellular component: cytosol.